CAAGUUUGGAGCUUUUAGCUGCCAGCCCUGGCCCAUCAUGUAGCUGCAGCACAGCCUUCCCUACCAUUGCAAUUGGAAAAAAUCACUUUCCAAUCUGUUUUGCAAGGUGUGCAUUUCCACUUUGAUUUCCUGAAGGAUCAUCUGCUGCAUCGAUCAAGAAAAACUUCACUUGCAUGAAGACUGCGGGUCUGCAGCUUGAAUCUUUAUUGCAAAACUAGCUACAGAAGAGAGGCAAGGCAAAGUCUUUUGUGCUCCCCUCCCCCAUCAAAGGAAAGGGGAAAAUGUCUCAGCCAAAAGGCAGGAAGCGGAACCCUGGGUUGAAGAUUCCAAAGGAAGCAUUUGAACAACCUCAGACCAGCUCAGCACCUCCUCGGGAUUUAGAUUCCAAGGCUUGCAUCUCAAUUGGAGAUAAGAAUUUUGAAGUGAAGGCUGAUGACUUGGAGCCUAUAGCAGAACUGGGACGAGGUGCAUAUGGGGUGGUGGAGAAGAUGCGACACAUGCCUAGUGGGCAGAUCAUGGCAGUGAAGCGAAUCCGAGCAACUGUGAAUAGCCAGGAACAGAAGAGGCUACUGAUGGACCUGGAUAUCUCCAUGAGGACAGUGGAUUGCCCUUUCACAGUCACCUUUUAUGGUGCACUCUUUCGGGAGGGUGAUGUGUGGAUCUGUAUGGAACUCAUGGAUACCUCACUGGAUAAGUUCUACAAACAAGUCAUUGAUAAGGGUUUAACAAUCCCAGAGGACAUCUUAGGGAAAAUUGCAGUUUCUAUUGUAAAAGCCCUAGAACAUUUACACAGUAAACUUUCUGUCAUUCAUCGAGAUGUGAAGCCAUCUAAUGUAUUGAUCAAUACACUGGGUCAAGUGAAGAUGUGUGAUUUUGGUAUUAGUGGUUACCUGGUGGACUCUGUGGCCAAAACUAUGGAUGCAGGAUGUAAACCCUACAUGGCUCCUGAAAGAAUAAAUCCAGAACUAAAUCAGAAGGGGUACAAUGUGAAAUCUGACAUUUGGAGCCUGGGCAUCACAAUGAUUGAACUGGCAAUCCUUAGGUUCCCCUAUGAUUCCUGGGGGACACCAUUUCAGCAGCUCAAGCAGGUGGUGGAAGAACCAUCACCUCAACUUCCAGCAGACAAGUUCUCAGCAGAGUUUGUCGACUUUACCUCACAGUGCUUGAAGAAGAAUUCCAAAGAACGGCCAACAUAUGCAGAACUUAUGCAACAUCAGUUUUUCACUCUGCAUGAAUCCAAAGCAACAGAUGCAGCAUCUUUUGUAAAACUGAUUCUUGGAGACUAAAAACCAUUGGACUCAAUCACUUGACCCUCCUGUGGAUUGGUGGGUUUAGGGGGUGGAUCUUCUUCACUAAAGCAUCAAUAGAAACUUGGCAUUGAGAUGAUGCUAUUUUUUAACCCUGCCUCUCCGAAGGUUGUUUGUUUGUUUAUUUUUAUUUUUUUUCCUAAAAGGGUCUUGGAAUCUAUAGUGUAUAGAAUGAACUGUCUAGUCAGAUGAAAUAUAAGGCUCAGACUUUACAACUUUGAAAAGGUGAUUAAAUAUUUAAUGACAUGUCACAAGACUCCUUAACCUUCUCAGCCUUUUCCUGUUCCUUUCCAAGGAGAAUACAUUUGUCUGGGUUAAUAGGUGCUAUGGUAGUUAUGAAGUCCUAUGUAGAUUUAUAUUUUGUUCCUCCUAUUAUUUUAAUAUUUAUGUUUAAAUGCUUGAUUUGAAUAGAUUCUGUUUUAUGUGAGGGAGACCUUGUGAACGAGAAGGCUAUGAUGGCAAUAUUUAUGGGGCUUUGCAGGGGAAAGGGUUAAAGAACUUUUGGGCUCUAAAAGGAACAAUUUAAUAUGCAUCUUUAAGAAUGAUAACAAUCUUUUCUUCCCAAGAGCCUAUUCCAACCAUUGUUGCUGCUGCUGCCACCUUCCCAAAUACCUUGUCCAAUACUGGGUAUUCAUUAACUAUUUGGUGUGAUGUGAUAAGGCAUCCUAGUACUACUUUUCUGACUUUGGAAGAAGUAAAAUCACUUUAUCAUGGCUCAAAGUGGAGACACAGCUUGCUUCUCAUGGCAUUUAUGACACUUUUAACUUGAUUGUGAUAUAUACCUACCCCCCUACAGAAGGAGGGCAUAUAUGUACAUGUGUGUAUGUGUGUGUAUGUGUAUUUGUUUUUGGUAAGCUGUGAGUCUUGCCAAGGGUCUUCUAUUUAUAUUAUUCUGUAUUCAGUAAGGAUGAUUCCUUAUCAAUGUCUUAGGGGGUCAUGGAGGGAUAUUAUAUAUCCAACCAAUCAGGGAACUGGUGCCUUCUUCUGGUUCUAUCUGUUCUGAAGUGUGUUCUGAAAUACCACAGGUAUUAUUUCUUUAUCUUUGUGGCUAAUGGAGUGUUUAUUCUUCUUCUCAACCCCCUACUCAGUGAAGGAGUUUCACCAUUAAUCAUUUUUCUUCUUAAUGGAGGAGCUCUAUCAGGAAAAAAUUAGGGGAAGCUUGUGGUUUCUUGGAUAAGAUGAGGAGAAUCAGGAAGAUAAGUUAGUGCCCUUGUGCUGACUCCAAGUUUCCACAGGCUGCAAACAGGAAGAAGUUUCCCGCUGGCAAUUCAUUAUCAUUGGACACAGGCGGCUAGUUCCAUUGGAACUCUAAGGAGGGUACACAGUCUGAUUCAACGAAUCUAAUUCUUUCCUGUGGCUGCCUCUGGAUUUAGACUCUGUGAUGUUGGACUCUGGGUGGUCAUAAGACCAAGAAUGGUCAAAGGUUCCAGGUAAAUUUCAGAUCUGCUAUAACCCAGGAACACUUAUUGGCCUUGGACAUAAUUCAUGCUCAGAGCAUGCUCCUGAAGUAUGAGGACAUCUGGGGUUUUAAUGAAAAGUAUUGAUUACGAUUUCUCACAAUGCUGAUCUUCAACAGGGAGAAGCACUAGGAGGCAAUGAUUAGCUCUACUACACAUUUGGAAGUUGCUGUUGUUUCUUUGAUCUCUUUCACUUGUUGCCUUCUAAGUGCAGUAGUGUUUGGUGCAUGCAAGGGCCAUCUUUCUUUGUGUCUACUUCAUGUGAAAGAAGAUCUGUGUUUCCUUCUGCUUUUAUUGCAUAUAUUAUUGUUGCCAAUAUACUUUUCCACAUUUGGAAGAGGAACAUCGGGCCAAUGAGUAUAUAAAACUUUCUCUGUCUCCCCAAUUUGAGAAGUUAUAUCUGUGGUACCUUGAGAAGAUAUAUGGAGAAAAAAGACAAAAUAUCACCAUGCACCUAGCUCUGCAAGUUUUUAUUUAGACAGAGGACUGUUUAUUCUGCUUAGUUUAAAACAGAGCUAUCAACCCUUAUGGCUUUGAAUAGCCUUAAAUGGUUCUGCUAGAAGGGGCAAAUGCCUUCUAAUAAAACAAGAGGCUGAAGCAUAUGGUCAGAAAAAAAAUACUUGUCAAUGUUUACUAUGGCUUGUAAUGUUUUCUGCCUUGUGAGAAUAAAAAUUAUUGGAGGGUGGGUGGGAAACAGAGGGCUUGACUAGAAACAGUUUUGAUUACAUCUUUAGGUAAAGUGUGAAGGUUUUCUUUUUAAAAUAAAACAUCAACUCAUAAAAGAUCUGAGUCAAACAACUUUUACCAACAGUUCUCUACAGUUCUGAUUUUCCAUAUGUUGAUAUAUACACAUAUGUAUACAUACAUGUAUGAAAUACAUACCUUUACAUGUAUAGUCCCUGCUAUAUAAGCACUUGAUUUGUGAAUUACCCAUUCAUACAAAGGGGCAAUAGGAGAGCAUGUGGGCUCAGCCCCUUGAUGAACACAACUUCCCCUUUCCUGUAAAUUCAGAACACUUCAGAAUAAUUGACAUCUGAGAGGUACCUUCAACAAAUAUUGAAUCAUAGAAUGCUAAAGCUAAAAGGAACUCAGAGACCAUUUAGUCCAUUUCAUUUCUGACCUAGAAUCCUUUCUACGUGGUGAAUGGUCACAUGGUUUUUGCCUAAAGAUGUCCAGUGAAAGGAUAUUUCACUACCUCAUGAAGUAGCCCAUUCUGCUUUCAUAUUGAUCUAAUUAUAAGGAGGUUUUGCCUUAUGUUAAUUCUACAUUUUCCUAUUAGCAACUUCUGCCCUUUGCUCCUAGGUCCUCCUUUUGGGACCAGGAAAAACAAGACAAAUUUCUCUUCUAAAUGAUGACCAUCUUUAGAAGCAUCCUAGCUCCACUUUCAUCUUUUUUCUUUUUCCCAACUAUCUACCCUACUCCUUUUUUUUAAUUCUUAGCUUUUUAGGUGCCAUUUCUAAUCCAGAUGCACAGAUGACUCUUACAUAAAAGAUAGCCAUUGUUUCUCCCCAAAUAUUUUUUUUGCAUCUAGUUAUCUCUAAUUCAUUCAGUUGAUGCUCAUAUGACACAAUCUUGAGACCCUUCACCAUUUUGAUUGUUGUCUUCAGUAAGGUUGUUGAUAAACUAGGUUGUUGAUAAACUUCCUAAAAUAUGGCAUUUAGAAGUAGCUUGACACUCUAGAAGUGGUCUAGCAAAGGGAGAAUGAUGUAGUACUAUCACUUUACUUUCACUAGACAUUAUGAUUCUCUUAAAGCUUUUAUUACCUUUCAUAGCUAUAUAUAUAUUGAUUCCUACAUUGAAGCUAAAGCCAACUAAACUUCCUUCAACCUUUUUCUUUUAUCUAGCCAUGUCUCCCCAUACAUUAUACUUAAAAUGUUGAUUUUUUUAACCCUUUUGACUUCUUAAAAAAUUCUAUUAAAUUGCAUAUUAGUAAAUUUGAACCAAUGUCCUAACUUGUCAGUAUCUUUUAAAAUCUUGAUUCUGUCCUACAAUGCAUUAGCUAUUCCUCUUAGUUUUCAUGACUUCUACAAAUGUGAUAUACUUUCUAGAUCUUUAUGAGGUCAUUGGUAAAAAUGUUAAGGAUGUCUUUGGUAAAAAUGUUAAGAAUAUAUCCAAGCAUAAAUACCUUGGUCAGUUCACUUACACUUUUCUUUCAAAUGGAAUUCAAACCAUUCCCAACUCGGUCUAGCCAUUAAAGUAGUGCCAAAUCUGUGUAACUGUAAUAUAGUCUAAUCCUAAGCCAUAUCAUUCUAUCUUUGCCACAAGAAGAGCAUGAUAUACUUUGUUAAAUACCUUCAUUUAAUCCAUUAGUAAACAUUUAAAUAUCUAGAAUAUGUCAGAUACUGUGCUGUGGUUAGAAUAUAAAAAGAGACAAAGGAUAGACUUUACCCUCAAUGAUCUUAUAAUCUAAUGAGGGAGAGAUCUGGGUAAACUAUCUCUUGCAUUCAUUAGAUCUACUAGUAUAGCAAAUCCUAUUAAAAGAGGAAAUAAGAUUAAUGUUUCAUGAUCUGUUCUGGAUAAGAACAUGCAGGUUAUUCAUUAUACCUGCUUCUUUUUUAAGAUUUCUAUUAUCUUGUCAGGAAUGAAAGUUUGCUAAUUUGACAAUGGUUUGUAGAGUCAAUUUUCUUCCAUUUAAUUAAAAUCAUCACAAUAUUUGUAGCCUUUAGGUCCAUGACCUUUGACUGGUUGGUCACUGCCAGGAGUUUGGCAGUUUAUGUGGUCUAGUUGUCUAAGUGAAUGAAUCAAAUAAUAGAAUCCUUUAUUAGACACUUAUAUAUGAGACUUUGUUAAAGUACUGAAGGUGCAUAUAAAAUUGAGACAGUUUCUAGGGUGUAUUUCAUUGGGUACCACCUCAUUUAUCUUGAGUAUCAGCUUCCAUUUAUCCAUUUUAGCUCUGCCCUUUCUAGUCUUUUUUUAAAAUUCUUUGCUUUUUAAGAUGCCAUUUCUAAUCCAGAUACAUAGACUUAAGAGACUAAUAGUCAAUUACCAUUUACCCUCUGUGCCCUCUAAGUAGGAGUCUUGGAUACUACUGCUAUUGGGCAGCUAUGUUCCUAGCAUUCUAAAUUAGAACAUGAAAUGUAUUUACCCUGAGAAACAAUGUUAUGAGUGGUGAUUAGGUGUAGAUGAAAAGCACCAUGUUUCCAUCAUGUUAUUAGUUAAAUAGGUAUUUGUAGGUCAGCCUGGCAACCUAACCACCAUGUAUUAAAUUAUUUUCAUUGGGAAAUAUGUUCCAAAUUCCAGCCUUUUAACUACAUAUAAAAUUUGAAUCACAAAUUGCUAAUAAGCUGGAGACUGCUUGUAACACACACACAUUCUCUACAUACACAUAAUACACAUAGUCAUAUAUUUAAUGUCCUGAUGUUAGAUAUUUUGACUUUAAUCACAUAUGUAUAGAUAUAAGCAACCCUCCUCCCCAAGUACAUAAAUGUAUAUGUAUGCGUACAGAUAGCUAUAUCCCUGCAUAAUUCUCAGUAUACAGAUUAUGAAAUCAAAAGAAAGUGUUCAUAAUUUAAGUCAGUGUCAUAUCUAGGUAAAAUGAGAUAUCUUAUUUGAUUCAUGAUGUGUGGCUUAAAAAAUCAAGAUUGAUGAACUUGAUAUUCAAAUGAGAGAUUCCCUCCAAUUUUUUUUACUUUGGGAGGUUAUACACAUGCUAUGAUGCUACUUCUAUUGUUGGGACUUUCUUGUAGAAAAGCCUGCAGAGUCAGAAGAAAAGCAUUCUCAAGCAUUUUUUAUAAUCAGCUCUUGUUUUUGAGUGGGAUUUGAUUUUAUUUGACCUGUCCUAUCCCUGGUAUUUCUAGAACUUCUCUCCAAAAUGACAUUUGACUAUUUCCCCCAAAAGCAAACUUUAUUUUCAAAGAAAAAUGAUUUGUUACUAUUGAGGUAUUUCAAAAGAAUAUGCUGUAGAUUCUGAAAUAGAAAUUUAAUGAAUGAUUUGAGUAAGGUAAAUAGCUUUAUUGAAAUGUGGCUAAUCUUCUAAGGCAACUACUUUGAAAGGGACAGUACUUAUUCUGAUAUAUACUACCUAGUCUGCUUACUUAAAAAUGAUUCAUGGGGGCAGAUAGGUGGCUCAGUGGAUUGAGAGCCAAGCCUAGAAACUAGAGGUCUUGGGUUCAAAAUUGACUUCAGACACUUUCUAGCUGUGUGACCCUAGCAAGUUACUUAACCCCUUUUGCCUAGUCCUUAUUCUUCUGCUUGGAAUCAAUCCCUACUGUUGAUAAAGGUUUAAAAAAUGACUCAUUGCAAUUGGUCAUAUGUCAUUUUCCAGUUCAGUAAAUAUUGAAUGUCUAAACAUGUGUAAGGCCUUAAAAACAGUGCUUUAAGUUUGUAUGACACCUUGUAAUUUUCAGAUUGCUUUCAUAAAUAUUUCAUUUGAUCUUUAUAACACUGUGGCUUGUGAGAUAGAUAAGUGGUGUUAUCUUCAUUUUACAGAUGAGAAUAUAAGUUCAGUGAGAGUAAGUGAUCUGAUCAAACUUACACAAGUUAAUUGUUGUAGUUAUAGGAGUCUGGGCUCAAACUUCAUAGAUGAUAUCUUACAAAAUAGUAACAUUAUGAAUUGUGAUUCAUUAGAAACAGCAUGAGGUGUUAGAUAGCUAGCUGUGGAGGCAAAAAACUCUGAGAAGUCCAGCUUCUGACACAUACUGGCUAUGAUUUUGUGCAAAUCACUUAAACUCUAUUCUCUUAGUAAUUCUGUUUAGACUCCUUAGUUGCAGAGAAGGUGCUGGCUUGAAUUAUUAGACAAUUCAUCCCAUAAUUUUCUGUCUUAGUAGUUCUCAAACGUUUUGGUCUCAGGACCACUUUACUCUAUUAAAAAAUAUUGAGGACUUCCAAAAAAGGUUUGUUUAUGUGAUUUAUAUCUAUCAAUAUCUUCCAUAUUACAAAUGAAAAUAUUUUGUAUUAUUAUGAAAAUUAUUUUUAUCUUUAUUGACUUCCUGAAAGGGUCUCAGAGACCCCAAGAUAGGUCCUGGACUGUGCUUUGAGAGCUGCUACUUUUGAAAUAACAACUUCAGUCUUUAUCCUUAUCAUGGAUAGAUUGUACAUUGAUUUAUGAUUAUAUGCCUCAAGAAAACUUAUUUUGAGUGACUACCAUAGUUAAACUAUUAGAAAAUGAAAAUGUGUUUGUCUUUAACUAUUUCCUCAUUUCACAGAAGGGAUCCAAACUAACACAUCUGAUCAAAGCAAGAAAUUUUAAUUAAAUAAUUUUUCUUAAUAGUUAAAAAUAUAAAUGUUUACACAAUGAAUAAGCUCUUUGUUCUUUCCUGUUGAAAUAUGUGCUUGGACAUAAAAGGUACACAAACAUACACAUGUAUAGGGGACAUUUAAUCAGACCAUAUGUAAUGUCUCCCCAUUAACCAACAAGCUUUUGCCUGAAUCUGUAGGAUUUACAUGGAGCUGUUCAAAACCAUCAGUCAUUCAUUUUUAUUUGAGUCAAGUAGAAUAAACAUGUCUAAGUGAAUACUAA
Molecule: messenger RNA, 8222 nt
Organism: Monodelphis domestica (gray short-tailed opossum)
Lineage: Eukaryota; Metazoa; Chordata; Mammalia; Didelphimorphia; Didelphidae
Gene: MAP2K6
Product: mitogen-activated protein kinase kinase 6
Biological process (GO): MAPK cascade; protein phosphorylation
Molecular function (GO): MAP kinase kinase activity; ATP binding
Source: RefSeq, a predicted model, not a curated record